AUGGAGAAGAGUUACCUGAGGAGCUACCGGGCGGGGGAGCGCAGCUACGGGCUCGGCAGCUUCUCGCCCUCCAACUCCUACACGAAAAGUUCGCGCAAGUUCCGUUACUCGGGGGCCCACACCACCGCCCUUGACCUAACGCCGGCGCCCGCCCCGCCCGAGAUGUCGCACACCGCCCGCAAGUACUCGUCUUCCAGCUACUCGCCCUCCAGCUACUCGCCCUCGUGCCGGAGGAGCACCAGUAAGGAGGAGAGCGGGCGGGCGAGCGCAGACCGGCUCUCCGCCGAGCGAUACAGCGGCCGAGGACCCAGCUCCGACCGACUUAGCUCGGGCUAUUCCUCGUACUCCUCGUCUUCGAGGCGAGGCAGUUGCAGCAGCGACUUGCUUACCUCCGCCUCGCCCUCGCCCUCUAACUACAACUACAACGGGUAUUCGUCUUCGUACAACAACAACAGUGGCAGCAGCGGGACGGCCACGCCUACCUCGUACAGCAACGGCUACUCCAGCCUCUCGAGGCACGUAAGCAACUCAGACCUGACGAGCUACAACGAACGAAAUGAGACGGCAACGACUGCGACGUCCGGCCGCUACUCAAGGCAGAACAGCAACGACUUGUCAGGCGUGUCGGCCGGAAAGUACUCGAGGACGAGCAGCAAGGACCUCUCGCCCUCCUCAGCGUCAGCCACGUCGUCGGCGAGAAGCUAUUCGUCGAGGCCAGGCAGCACUUAUUCCCGUCAGAGCAGCACCGAGCUGCCGUCUUCCACAGUGGGCGCCUCCUCUAGCCUGUAUUCCCGGCAAAACAGUUUCGAUGCCACGUCGCCCUCGCCCACGCCCUCAACGUUCGUUAGCGGCUACGCGACACUAGAUCGAAGGGCGAGUCGCAGGAGGAAGGAUCACCUCUCAGACAGGAAGAGUGCGGACCGUGUUCUCGACUCCCCUGCGUACUCAAGCAGCACGCUGGACCGUAAAAGUAGCUACGGACGCACCUUCAGCUGCGACCUCAGUAACAAUAACAAUAACAAGGCAUCGGAGAGCCGUGGCAGUGAUUCGCGUCAUGAGCGGAGUCCUUCCAUCGUGGCCAUUCACGAGGGCCUGGCCAGGAUCAACAAGGCGCUGCAGAAGCACAAGCAGCCGAGUCCCGAGCCCCAGACGUCGUCCGCACUAUCUGGGAGGCCCGCUGCCGGCUCAUCCUCGUACUACUCGAACGCCUGCGACCCGAGCGCCAUCCGGGCGGCCCUUGGGACCUGCCGCUCCCCCAACAUGCGUUCCCCCCGGGGCAGGGUCAACCACUUCGCCUCGCUGAAGGAGGCGUCCGUGGAGGGGGAGGUCAACGUCGUUCCGGAUAUAGUCAUUCCGACGGAAAUAGAUACAGAAAGUGGUACUUUAGAAUGA
This is a messenger RNA of Penaeus vannamei (Pacific white shrimp), 1392 nucleotides long. The record is from RefSeq and is a predicted model, not a curated record. NCBI's taxonomy places the organism in Eukaryota, Metazoa, Arthropoda, Malacostraca, Decapoda, Penaeidae.